AUCGUGGAAUUGAACCACAAUGGUGCUGGAGGUUCAAGCUGUCAAAAAUAUAUGUACUAACGAUAAGAUAGUUUCAGUUCGCUUUGAGAAAAGAUCGAGGAUUGUUUACAGUUUUGAUGAGGAUGGUGAUUGACUGGCAUUACUGGAUUAUCGGAUAUUUUCGAGGAAUAAAAGAGGACAAUAAUCGCUGAGUUUAACCCUAAGACACGAUGAAUAAUCGUCGACGUACCAAUAACUUCACAUAUGUGAGCUCAUGUGUAAAAUACAUGAUCUUCAUGCUGAACUUUGUAUUCUGGCUGUUUGGUGGUCUUCUGAUAGGUGUUGGCCUCUAUGCAUUUGUUGACAAAUGGCAGGCGACUGGCUCUGUGAGAGUAGAAAAUCUUUAUGACGUGGUCCUAAAUAUUUCACUGGUUAUGGUAAUCGCUGGCGGAGUUGUCUUCAUCGUCAGCUUUGCAGGAUGUGUCGGAGCCCUUCGAGAAAACACCUGUCUCCUUAAAUUCUAUUCUUUAUGUCUGUUGGUCUUCUUCCUAUUGGAAAUGGGAGUUGCAAUAGUCGGCUUUGUUUUUCCACACACUUUACAAUCAUUGUUAGAAGAAUCUUUCACCGAUAAAAUAAUUCAAACUUAUCGGGAAGACCCAGAUCUACAAAACUUCAUAGAUUUUGGUCAACAGGAGUUCAGAUGCUGUGGACUCAGUCAAGAAGGUUACAUGGACUGGGGCAAGAACGAGUACUUCAACUGUUCUAGUCCGAGUGUAGAGCAUUGCGGAGUACCAUUUUCCUGCUGUAUGAACGCCACAGAUAUUUCUAGUGGCCUGGUCAACAUAAUGUGCGGUUACAAGGUGCAACUGUUGCCAGUUUCAGAAGCCAGUAAGAAAGUAUGGACGAGUGGAUGCAUAGAGAUAGUUCGUAGUUGGGCAGAGCGUAAUUUGUAUACAAUAGCUGGAAUAGCUUUGGGUAUAGCAUUAAGUCAGCUAUUUGUAAUUUAUUUGGCUAAGACGUUAGAGGGACAGAUUGAGUUGCAAAAGUCACGCUGGCAGUCCUGAGCCUGACCUCAGGCCACCUACCGCUACCAGAUAACUUCUCCAACCAGCAGGCAGGUGGUCAGCUGCCAAUCUAGAGGCCAGGAAGCCGAAGCCAGUGUGAAUGCUAGGAUGGCGUUACUCGUCGUUUUUGCCAUCUCACUUUACGUCCUCUGCAUUCUUUCCUUGAUAAGAUUAGUCCUUUACUUUAGAAGCUACUUUCAAUUACAUCUUAGCAAGGGCUGAUCGAAAAUUCAUCCAUUUCAAUCAAAUCCAUACAUUUAUAGCUAUCCAUCAGAAAGCGUUCUACACAAUAAAAGUUACGGCAUAUCGGGCAACGCGAAAUCAUUAUGAAAUCCAAAUAGUACCAUCAUUUUUAUUGUUCUUUCAUAAUUCUUAAAAGUCUAAAACGCUAUCUUUGCUGCUAAUCUGUUAUUCGCUUUUCACAUAUGUGAUCUAUAUCACAUUAAAUACUCGUCCAUCAUAAUCAGUCUCUCAGCCUCAUCACGUAUCGAUACUCCCUCAUUACUGAACGACAUUAUAACUAUGUGUACAUUGGUAAUUUAUGUUGUAUUAUAACACACGGUUACAAUUCCGUUUCAAAGCUAUUCUAGAGAUGAACGAUACACAAUUAUCGCAGGGGGAAAGACCAAUGGCCGUGACUAGAAGUAUUUCUUUACAUUUGAUUCAGCAGUGCCAAUGUUUGCAUUCACUCCGUUUUGUCAUGUGAUAUAAAAUGUGGCAUUAGUAUUGUGAGUGACUCUGCUAUGCAAUCUGUUGAUUGUAAAUACCUACUAAUUAUGAAGUUGAACUAGAUUUUUAUGGAUAGCUAUAGCACCGACUGAGUAUAAGCUCUCACACCCGCAGCUUGGAGUUCUCUUUUGUUUUCAUUUGUUUGUUGGUUUUUCUUUCACUUUUUUGAUUAAACAGCACUCUGUUAAUCCAAAAAUACAUUUGGAGACAGUUUUAAGUUUUUACUUUGUUGAGUUGAUCGAAUUAUACGAAACAUGUGUACACGAUUACAAAACAUCCAACGAUGUGAGUUCUUUGUUUUAUAGGCUUGGUGAUUGGGUAGUUUACAAAUGCGACGUCUAAAAAACAUCAAAAACUCUUUGUUUCAUUGUGUAGGAGGAAGGUCCAACUGGUGGACAAUAGAAAACAAAAAAAAAAAAUACUAUAACGCCGAAUUUGUGACUCACAUCUUAUGGAAAGAUGUUCGAUUACAUCAUACCCUAUGACUCCAUAUACCGGACUACCUGGUAUAAUGUAAAAUUCAAUCAACGUGAAAUUCAUCGUCUGCUUAAAGCACACAAUGUGAGAAUGAGUGCUAUAUUGUCUUGGAAAUGUAAGCGUGGAAAUUUCAUUUAUUUAAAAUUCUCAAUAUGCAAUAUAGUUUUCAUUCAAGAUUGAUCAAUAAGUCGAAGUAGUUUGUCAUUUAACUAAUACUGUUGAAAAUAAAAAGUACGGUAUUCUUGCUCCAUAAUAUAAGAUGUGGAAAAUGUAGAAGUAGCCAAGCUACAAACAUCACCCUUACACAAUGAUAUUUAUUUUGAUGUUGAUGCACCAAUAACAAUAUUGGAGUGAGUUUUAUCAACUUUCCGAAGAUCUACUAUACCUAUGUAUAAUGUAUAAGUUUAAAAUCUAUAGCUGUGACAUGCAGUUUUCACCAUGCACAAAUAAUAUUGGCUGCCGAUAUUCUAGAUGGCGUAAGGAAUUUUGUAAUACGGAUAUUCAAUAACUACGUUUUAAGUAUGUAUCAUUAUACUCAAAUCGGCAUAAAAAAAAGUCUAGUGCCAAAAACAGAUUCAUUAGCCACGUGAACGAGAAAAAAAAGUUAAAUAAAAUUUCGACCGUUUGGAGGUUUUAAGUUCUUAGUAAGAUCUGACAAUAAGCGUAAGAGAAAUUUCAUUUUGUAUACUUGCUAUUUGUAUUCGACAUUUUUUAUAAACAUUAAAAAUGAAUCUAUCAAUGAA
Athalia rosae (coleseed sawfly) is the source of this 2992-nucleotide messenger RNA. RefSeq names its product tetraspanin-33-like. The coding region runs from base 210 to 1043 and encodes 277 amino acids. Gene Ontology annotation, cellular component: membrane. NCBI's taxonomy places the organism in Eukaryota, Metazoa, Arthropoda, Insecta, Hymenoptera, Athaliidae. The record is from RefSeq and is a predicted model, not a curated record. Gene Ontology annotation, biological process: protein localization to plasma membrane; protein maturation. The transcript has 6 exons.